Messenger RNA from Dipodomys ordii (Ord's kangaroo rat), 4339 nucleotides. It is a transcript of the gene Prkci, whose product is annotated as protein kinase C, iota. Gene Ontology annotation, molecular function: diacylglycerol-dependent serine/threonine kinase activity; ATP binding; protein binding. Bases 5 to 1573 code for a protein of 522 amino acids. The transcript is spliced from 15 exons. NCBI's taxonomy places the organism in Eukaryota, Metazoa, Chordata, Mammalia, Rodentia, Heteromyidae. The record is from RefSeq and is a predicted model, not a curated record. Gene Ontology annotation, biological process: protein phosphorylation.
UAUCAUGAUAACACAUUUUGAGCCUUCCAUCUCCUUUGAGGGCCUUUGCAAUGAGGUUCGAGACAUGUGUUCUUUUGACAAUGAACAGCUUUUCACCAUGAAAUGGAUAGAUGAGGAAGGAGACCCAUGUACAGUAUCAUCUCAGUUGGAGCUAGAGGAAGCAUUUCGACUUUAUGAACUAAACAAGGAUUCUGAACUCUUGAUUCAUGUAUUUCCUUGUGUGCCAGAACGUCCUGGAAUGCCUUGCCCGGGAGAAGAUAAAUCCAUCUACCGCAGAGGUGCACGCCGCUGGAGAAAGCUUUAUUGUGCAAAUGGCCAUACUUUUCAAGCCAAACGCUUUAACCGGCGUGCUCACUGUGCCAUUUGCACAGAUCGAAUAUGGGGACUUGGACGCCAGGGAUACAAGUGCAUCAACUGCAAACUGCUGGUUCAUAAGAAGUGCCACAAGCUGGUCACAAUUGAAUGUGGGCGGCAUUCUCUGCCCCCGGCAAUGAACACCAGGGAAAGUGGCAAAGCUUCAUCCAGUUUAGGUCUUCAAGAUUUUGAUUUGCUCCGGGUAAUCGGGAGAGGAAGUUAUGCCAAAGUACUGUUGGUUCGAUUAAAAAAAACAGAUCGUAUUUAUGCAAUGAAAGUUGUGAAAAAAGAGCUUGUCAAUGAUGACGAGGAUAUUGAUUGGGUGCAGACAGAGAAGCAUGUUUUUGAGCAGGCAUCCAAUCAUCCUUUUCUUGUUGGGCUGCAUUCUUGCUUUCAGACAGAAAGCAGAUUGUUCUUUGUUAUAGAGUAUGUAAAUGGAGGAGAUCUAAUGUUUCAUAUGCAGCGGCAAAGAAAACUUCCUGAAGAACAUGCCAGGUUUUACUCUGCAGAAAUUAGUCUAGCAUUAAAUUAUCUUCAUGAACGAGGGAUAAUUUAUAGAGAUUUGAAAUUGGACAAUGUAUUACUGGAUUCGGAAGGGCACAUUAAGCUCACUGACUAUGGCAUGUGUAAGGAAGGAUUGCGACCUGGAGAUACAACCAGUACUUUCUGUGGUACUCCUAAUUACAUUGCUCCUGAAAUUUUAAGAGGAGAAGAUUAUGGUUUCAGUGUUGACUGGUGGGCUCUUGGAGUUCUGAUGUUUGAGAUGAUGGCUGGAAGGUCUCCAUUUGAUAUUGUUGGGAGCUCUGAUAACCCUGAUCAAAAUACAGAAGAUUAUCUUUUCCAAGUUAUUUUGGAAAAACAAAUUCGAAUACCACGUUCUCUAUCUGUAAAAGCUGCAAGUGUCCUGAAGAGUUUUCUCAAUAAGGACCCAAAGGAGCGGCUGGGUUGUCAUCCCCAAACGGGAUUUGCUGAUAUUCAGGGACACCCAUUCUUUCGAAAUGUCGACUGGGAUAUGAUGGAGCAAAAACAGGUGGUACCUCCCUUUAAACCAAAUAUUUCUGGAGAAUUUGGUUUGGACAACUUUGAUUCUCAGUUUACUAAUGAACCUGUCCAGCUUACUCCAGAUGAUGAUGACAUUGUGAGGAAGAUUGACCAGUCUGAAUUUGAAGGUUUUGAAUAUAUCAAUCCUCUUUUGAUGUCUGCAGAAGAAUGUGUGUGAUCCUCAUUUUUCAGCUCUCUGCAUUCUGCUUAUGUUGCCAUUGAAUGCAUGGAUGAACUCCUUGUCAGCCUCCAUAGAGUUAGCCCAUUUGUAUUUGCCACCUGCAACAAAACCACCCAACAUACUCUAUUAUAGACUACUAUUGUAAUGGGUACAUUGAAAUGUAACUGUGAAAAAGAAAGCUAGCUUCCAGACAAUCAUAUGUCAAAAUUUAGUUAUUCUGGUUCUGUAGAGGCAUAUUGAUGAGCAAUGAAGUUAUCCUUUUUUGCUUAAAAGAAAUAUCACUGCUUUUUAAAGGAAGUCUGUUUCACAUUAGGACACAUAGUGAGAUUAAUCAUAAGCCAGCCAUAAUUUUGAUCAUUCUGUAUUAAGUCACUUGAGGAUUUAAUUUUGAAAUAAAAGUUUACUUAACAAUACAACUUUUUAUAUUACACUUUAGCUUCAGAGUUCUUUAUGUUUAAAAGUCCUGCUAUAAAUGUUCUCUGCGAUAAAUGAGAACAUUACAUUAUUCAUUUUAAGACCUCAGCUAUUAACUUGAUAAUAAAAGGUACUGCUUGCUUAGAAUUGGGGAAAACAGAUUCUUCUUGAGUUGAAAAAUAGACAUGUUUUAUUAAGAAUCAGAUUCCGAGUUUGCUGGUGGUGGCUUCUGCCUGCAAUGCUAUCUGCUCAGGAGGCUGAGACCUGAAAGAUGAAAGUUCAAAGCCAGUCCAGGCAAAAAUGUCCAUGAGACUCCCAUUUCCACAAUAAUUAGCCACGGUGGCAUGGAGGUGUAGCUCAAGUGGUAGAAGGGAGCUGUGAGCAAGCAAGCCGCAUGAGCUCAAGGCCCUGAUUUCAAACCCUGGUACUGGCAAAACAAUAACAACAAAAAAAAGACAUCAUAUUCCAAACCAUUUGCUAUUUUUGAAAAAACUGGCACAAGUGAUUGUUUGAGAUUAAGCAGGCAGCUUCUGAGCUGUCCUUUCAGUGAAAACUAACUGGAAUAGUAAUGUGUGUUCCAGGAGAGCCAGUGUGAAAUUGGAUGGAAAACUGCUCAGUCUAUAGGAAGGAAAAAGACAGAAAUUUGAAGUGGAUAAGAAAAGUGCAAUGGUAUGGUAGUUAUUUUUUAUUGGAGAGCAAGUCCUGCAGUUGUUUUUUUCUAAUUUGAUUUAAAUAAGGAGGCAGACCUCACUUGUUACCAUACUUGUAAAAGCAUUCCAUUUACUCAGUGGAGGCAGAAUGUAUAAUAUUUUUCCUUAUUUAGUAUACAGGAAAUAAUUUAUCUCCUAACUAGACAAAAUGUCUUAACUCUUGUUUCCUCUCCUAAACCACCUUAUCUGUACCUCUGUUCCCUAUUUAUGGAGUCUUCAAUGAAAUCCUCCCAAAUGUAAUAAACAUGAGUCCAUGUUUAGAACACACAUACAUUCAUGCACAUAUAGUAUAUUCCCAGCUCUUUACUGAGUAUUUAGUAGGUAACAAACUUAUCAGAUAGUAGAAUACAUUUCAGGGGAAGAGUUUACUAGGUUAUUUUUAUUAAUAUUAGUGUUUAGCAGUUUGUUAUUUAAAGAGGUACGAGAUAAUAGCACAUUCUGUUUAUUUUAUAUAUUAUUUUUAUGGAAAAGAUUUAGUCAUCUAAAAUAUAAUUGAGUAAAAUUUAAUUUUAGAGAAGCUAAUUAGUUUUAAACUUUAUAAUGUAUGUAGACAUUUAUUAAAUUCUUUCUUUUUCGGAUGCUGCAUCUCAUUAGAAAUGUAAGUGCUCCAAAGUGUAUGACCAUUACCCUUUUCUACAAAAAAUUAAAUCUGAAAACAGUGAAAACCUCCAGUGAUAAAAGCCAAAUAACUGCACUGAAAUAUACAUCUGACACAAAUAUUUAUAUACAUUCCUGUGUUUAUUUGUAAGGUCUCUUAAUGUUUCUCUUAAUACCUGAAACAACUUGUUUUAAACAAAGAGCAGUGUUCACUUUACAUCAUAAACUUACAGAAAGAUGUUUAUGAGCUUGCUUUUAAGUGGUGCUGUUUCCCCCUGGGGCAUUUUAAAAUGACAAGUGAUUACCAGGAACUCGGUUUAAAAUGCAUAUUCCUGGGUCCACCUCAGAAUUCUGUUGAGCCUUUGGACCUCAUUUUGAGAAACACUUGCUGCAAGUUCCUCUUCUUUUGUCUUGUGGUUAAAUAUUAGAAAGAUUUUUCUUGAGAAAACAUUUUGCAAAGGGGUAAAGCAGUGAAUUAAAAUCCACAUUUUAAAAUAAUCAUCUCAAGUUAGGUACCUUCCCUGGCCUACAAUCAGUUUUCUACCAAUAAUGUGUAAAUGAUAAACAUUUUUCUAUGAUGAAAUUUUAACCAUUAUUAAUGGUGGUCUUUUAUUUUAAAAUCUUUUUUAACUAAUAAGAUUUACCGUGUAUAUUUUAUACAGAAUUACAUUACAAAAUGUUUUAAAUUGUGUUCUAUUUUUUGUAGUUUUUAAGUGCCAUGUCGAUUCUUUUUCAUGUUAUCUAGAAGGUCUCAAAAUACUCACCAGGGGAGUAAGGCAGUGGACUGUCAGAAUGUUUUGGUGUUUUGGUGUUCUGAGAAAUAAUUUAUUUUGCAUAAGCAUGUGGUCAAAUCAUUUUAUGCCCGUGCAGGCUGGAUUGGGUGUUAAGGAUUAUGCUUGUUUAGUACCGGUACAUUUACUUUAUAAGUUUGUCUUGUUUUGAUUUUUGUUAUGUAGACUACUGCCUUGGUCACUAUAAUGUAAUCUGUACUUGUUUACUUUUUUAUGUUAAAAAUCUUCAAAUAAAAUGUUUUAAUACCCAU